Messenger RNA from Sorghum bicolor (sorghum), 1360 nucleotides. RefSeq names its product transcription factor TGAL1. The transcript has 9 exons. Gene Ontology annotation, biological process: regulation of DNA-templated transcription; DNA-templated transcription. The record is from RefSeq and is a predicted model, not a curated record. Lineage: Eukaryota; Viridiplantae; Streptophyta; Magnoliopsida; Poales; Poaceae. Bases 218 to 1216 code for a protein of 332 amino acids. Gene Ontology annotation, molecular function: sequence-specific DNA binding; DNA-binding transcription factor activity.
UGCACACAUGCCAAAAGCAUCCAACUCGCUCGGGUUUCUGGCAUUGAGUAGUCUGUGAGAUUCGCUUGGGAGACAUCACCACCCCAACCACAGUAUUGCAGGCUGCAGCACCUAAAGUUAGACUUCCGUCAGAAGUACAGCUAAGAGAAGCACAACCAAAUCUGGUAGCUUAAGUUCUGAACAACAGGAGACACUGAGAACUGGGAAAGAGUCUGAGAUGGCUUAUGCGAGCCCGGGGACUGAUACGUCAACAGAUCUAGAUACUGACGAGAAGAAUCAAAUGUUGGAACUAGGGCAGCUUGUAUCCCUUACAGCUUCUGAUUCUGGCAACAAAUCAAAAGAUAAGCUAGGUCAAAAGGCACUCCGCCGUCUGGCACAAAACCGUGAAGCUGCUAGGAAAAGCCGUCUAAGAAAGAAGGCAUAUGUCGAGCAACUUGAGAACAGCAGGCUGAAACUUAGUCAAUUGGAGCAGGAGCUCCAGCGUGCUCGCCAACAGGGCAUUUUUAUUCCUACUCCAGGAGACCAGCCUAAUUCAACUACUGAAAAUGGUGCUUUGGCAUUUGACAUGGACUAUGCUCGAUGGCAAGAUGAUCACAAUAAGCAGAUAAAUGAACUGAGGGCUGCACUCAAUGCACAUGCCAGUGACGAUGAUCUUCGGCAUAUGAUCGACAGCAUCAUGGCAUAUUACAGCGAAGCUUUCAGGCUCAAGAGAGUAGCAGCCAAGGCAGAUGCUUUCCACGUGCUGUCAGGAAUGUGGAAGACCCCUGUCGAGAGGUGUUUUAUGUGGUUUGGUGGACUUCGACCGUCAGAGAUUCUAAAGUUACUUGCAAGUCAUCUGGAACCCCUUACUGAACAGCAGCUUGCAAGUAUAUACAGCCUGCAACAGUCCUCGGAACAAGCUGAAGAGGACCUUUCACAGGGGGUGAGAGCACUGCAACAGUCUGUCGCAGAAACCCUUGCAUCAGGAUCCCUGUGUCCUGCUGGUUCUUCUGGUAACGCUGCAGAUUGCUCGGGGCAGAUGGCAGUGGCAGUUGGGAAGCUUGGGACUCUAGAAAGCUUCCUGCAGGAGGCUGACGAUCUGCGAAGGCGGAUUCUUGAACAGAUGCAGCACAUACUGACCACCCGCCAAUCUGCACGAGCACUGCUUGCAAUCAGUGACUACCUUUCCCGGCUACGCGCUCUGAGUUCUCUCUGGAUUGCACGACCACGGGAAUGAAUUCAGUUGGCUCACCAAUUGUUCAUCGCCGGUGGUGGGUGGGUCAAUAAAUUUGUGUUUGUGAACAGAAAUUUUACUCAUUUCUUGCUCUCGUGUACCAAGAAUGUAAAAUGAGAUCUUUGUGGACAGUAGUUUGUAUUAAAA